Molecule: messenger RNA, 1299 nt
Organism: Thermochaetoides thermophila DSM 1495
Lineage: Eukaryota; Fungi; Ascomycota; Sordariomycetes; Sordariales; Chaetomiaceae
Exons: 3
Coding region: 1-1299 (432 amino acids)
Source: RefSeq, a predicted model, not a curated record
AUGGCGCCUCAAAAGCCCAAUGCAGGGGCUCUUCUCAACCAGACGCUUGAUGAAAUGGUCAUCGCGAUCGGGAAAGCCUUUCGCGAUGCCAAACGGGACGGCACAGGAACCGGCACCGAGGCCGCUGCGGCUUUCGCCCAGCGUGUUCCAGAUAUUACCUAUAAGUGGCAUUCCAUCUUGGAUGACAUCGAAUGCGACAUUCUCCGGGCCAAAGCUGUCCUCACUCGGGACCUCAACCAAGCAAGAGCUGCUCGUGCACCACCUGCUCCCGAUCCUCGACCAGUAGCUCCACCAGCACCCAUGGCCCUAGACAUCGAGUCCCCUAAGAUGGCCAAGAAACCCCCCGUCGGACCGCAGUCCCUCCAGACCCCUCUGCCCACACAAGGACAGGCGAAGCCUCUCACGAAGCCGGUUGCACCAUUCCCAAACAUGGGUGUCGAACCCACAGCCCCUGGGUCCCCCUCUCUUUUGAAUGUGAAGCACAUGCAAAAGCCUAUGGCCAAUCAGCCCACAAAGCCCAUUGGCCGACCCGGCGCUCCCAAUGCUGCCCCAGGCAGGCCGAUGAGCGUGCCGCCUAAUAACCCUCCCAAUCAAGUGCCUCAGAUCCAGCGCCCAGCCAGCGCCAUCGCGGUGCCGCAGCACCCACAGACGCCGCAGAUGAAGACGGUGGUACCGGCUGCUACAAUGACUCCUCAGGGCCCGAAGCCGGCUGUUCCUGCGCCGAAUAUGGCGCCUACUGCCCCCCCUCCCGGCGGGAAGGCAGCCGGAAAUCUAUACGCGAAUAUGACGUUCUCCCCGGUCUCUCCAGCAAGUCCGGGGAUGCAGAGGAAACAGGCCGCGGUGAGAGGUCAACUUACGCAGUUACAGCAACAUCAGCUGCAACUACAACAGCAGCUUCAAUAUCAGCCACAACCUGCUCAGCAACCACAACCUCAACAAGUUCAGAUCCCGCAGCAGCAACAGCAACCACAGCAAAUACCUCAGCCUCAGCCUCAGCCGCAACCGCAGCCGAUCCCCGCUGCAGAUAUGACCCCCGCUGCCAUUCCUAACGGUUCAGCCCCCCAGGAAAUACAAAAUAACAUUAAUCAUCCUCCCCCAUCUAACGACGACCUCGAAACCAAAAUCGAUGGGCUGUUUGACCUCGGUCCGGGCAGUAUGGACAACCUGAACUUGGAAUAUGACCUGAGCGGGGAUGGAGACAACAAUGAGGGGAGCAGCAAUUUUAAUGAUAUGUACUUUGGAAAUGACACUGGAGGAGGUAGCGGUGGCAGUGAGGGGUUUGGGGAUGGGGGCUGGUAA